Molecule: messenger RNA, 7115 nt
Organism: Cololabis saira (Pacific saury)
Lineage: Eukaryota; Metazoa; Chordata; Actinopteri; Beloniformes; Belonidae
Gene: hdac7a
Product: histone deacetylase 7a
Exons: 27
Coding region: 377-3361 (994 amino acids)
Biological process (GO): chromatin organization; negative regulation of transcription by RNA polymerase II
Cellular component (GO): histone deacetylase complex
Molecular function (GO): histone deacetylase activity
Source: RefSeq, a predicted model, not a curated record
GUUCCUCCUCUUCUUGGACGGAGUUUGCACGACUUUACACCAGCGGAUCUCCCCAUCACCUCCCGUCGGGUUUCUGUCUCCUUCUUUGGUGCGGACGCGCUUGUUUCUCUCCGAUUAAAACGCGCUGGAUUAUCUACAGGUGUUUGGAACUGGACUAACUGGAACUGCUUUUCUUCUGUCACACGCGUAAAUGCAACCCCGGUGGUGGAAGAUGGAAUCGUGCCCCCUGGGAGCGCCGUAGAAAACCCACGGGACGCCAUAGUUCACUCACUGACAGAUACAAGAGGAAGAUCACCAAUCACAGCUCCAGAGUCGCUGGUUAUUCUGACAUCAGUCGCCGAAACAAGGUUGUCCAUCGGCAGUGCUGGUGCUUCCUAUGGACCUCCGGGUGGGAGAGCGGGGGAUGCGCCCCGGCUCCGACACGGCGCUCCUCACCCCGCUGCACCCACCUUUACUCCUCACAUCCUUCUCCCCGCAGCCCCACCCCUCCCUCUCCCAGCAGCAGCUGCACCAGCAGAUCCGGUUUAACAUGGAGCAGCGGCGGCGGGAGCAGGAGCACCACGAGAAGCAGCAGGAGCUGCAGCAGCUCAAACACAAAGACAAAAGUCAACAGAGCGCGGUGGCGAGUUCCCUGGUGAAGCAGAAACUUCAGGAGGUGAUUCUCAAGAAGCAGAAACAGGCGGCGCUGGAAAGAACCAACUCCAACUCGCUGUCGGGACACCCCGUGGCGUACAGAAAGCUGGGCCCGGACCCGAGUGCACCGUCCCAGGCUCUGGUCUCGUCUCCGCCGCUGGCUCAAUCCGACGGCCCGGAGGGAACGCCGCUGCGCAGAGCAGCGUCGGAGCCGAACCUGAAGGUGAAACACAAGCUGAAAAAGCACCUGAACACCCGCAAGAGUCCGCUCACCCGCAAGGAGAGCGCCCCGCCCACCAUCAAGCACAGAGCGCCGGACGCCCUGGACUCGUCCCCCAGCAGCAGCAGCACGCCGGCCUCCGGCUGCAGCUCUCCCAACGACAGCCUCCCCAGCGAGAACGGACUGCUCCCGUCCGCCGGCCACGGCCUCUCGCACGAGGUUGGGGAGGCAGCACUCGCUCACGCUCACAAAAACCUCCACAUGAACAGAACGCUGGCCCAGAAGCUGCUGCUCAGAGACGGAACGCUGGCCAACUUCACCAUCCAGAGCCCGUCCACCCUCCCCACCAUCACGCUGGGCCUGCCGGCCAACGCCCGGGUAAACGCCCGGGCCGACGGAGAGCUGUCCUCUCUGAAGGUGGGUCGGGUUCCCGUGGUUACGGCCGGGGGCUCGCCGGUCUUCCUCCCCCUGGGCAGAGACGACCAGGGGGGACAGAUGAACCCACACCUGCCCGUGAUCAUCCUGGAGCCGUCCGGCCUGGUGCACCCGCCGCUGCUCGCCGUUCAGGGCCUGGACUCGGUCCCCCUGCACUUCGCCCCCCAGCUGGACCACCUGUCCCCCGGAGGGCCCCAGCCCCACAAGCCCCUGAGCAGGACGCGCUCGGAGCCGCUGCCGCAGAGCCCGCGCGCCCUGCACACGCACCUGCUGCAGCAGCAGCACAGCACGCAGCUGCUGGAGCGGCUCAAGCAGCAGACGCACCUGGGGAAGCUGAUGUCCAAGUCCAGCGAGAAGCCCAGGCUGCACCAGAUCCCGUCGGAGGACAUGGACUCGGAGGACGGCGGCGCCACGUCGCCCACGGAGCCGACCUAUCACAGCAGAGCCCGGGCGGAGUCGCUGAGGGAGGUGGAGCCGACGGCGUGCAAGACCCACGAGGAGCAGCUCAACCUGCAGCACGCGCUCAUCCUCAACCAGUCGUUGCUAUGGGAACAGCAGAAGCAGCUGCAGCAGCUGCAUCGGCAGAUGGAGACGCUGGCCGUGCCGGUGCUACGCAGCAGCAGCAGCAGCAGCGGCGGCGGCGGUGCAGGGGUCGGCUGCAGUCUGAGCGUCCAUCGCCCCCUGUCCCGGACACAGUCCUCCCCGGCCUCCACCUCUCUCACGCUGCCGGAGAAACCGCUGAGCCUCACCGCACAGGAGACCAAGCCUCGCUUCACCACCGGUCUAGUGUAUGAUUCCCAGAUGCUGAAGCACCAGUGCACGUGUGGGGACAACAGCAGCCACCCGGAGCAUGCUGGGAGAAUCCAGAGCAUCUGGUCCCGGCUGCAGGAGCGAGGUCUGAGAGGACAGUGUGAGAGCAUCCGCGGGCGGAAAGCCACGCUGGAGGAGCUGCAGUCGGUCCACACGGAGCGCCACGUGCUGCUCUACGGAACCAACCCCCUCAACAGGCUCAAGCUGGACAACCGCAAACUGGCCGGAAUCCUCUCUCAAAGGAUGUUCGUGAUGUUGCCGUGCGGAGGUGUCGGGGUUGAUAAUGACACCAUCUGGAACGAGUCGCACACCUCCACGGCGUCGCGCAUGGCGGCGGGCAGCGUCGUGGAGCUGUCGUUCCGCGUGGCCAAGGGAGAGCUGAAGAACGGCUUUGCUGUGGUCAGACCGCCGGGGCAUCACGCAGACCCCACCAGCCCCAUGGGUUUCUGUUACUUCAACUCGGUGGCCAUCGCCGCCAAGCAGCUGCAGCACAAGCUCAGCGUCAGCAAGGUCCUCAUCGUCGACUGGGACGUUCACCACGGCAACGGCACCCAGGAGGUGUUCUACAGCGACCCCAGCGUGCUCUACAUCUCGCUCCAUCGCUAUGACGAUGGGAACUUCUUUCCUGGCAGCGGGUCCCCGGCCGAGGUCGGGUCCGGAGCUGGCCAGGGCUUCAACGUGAACGUGGCGUGGACGGGAGGCCUGGACCCGCCCAUGGGAGACGCCGAGUACCUCGCUGCAUUCAGGUCUGUGGUGAUGCCCAUCGCCCAGGAGUUCUCCCCAGACGUGGUCCUGGUGUCGGCCGGCUUCGACGCGGCCGAGGGAAACCCCGCUCCCCUGGGAGGGUACAAGGUCUCCGCCAAGUGUUUUGGGUUCCUGACCCGCCAGCUCAUGUCCCUGGCCGGCGGCCGCCUGGUCCUGGCCCUGGAGGGGGGUCACGACCUCACCGCUAUCUGCGACGCGUCUGAAGCCUGCGUCAGUGCGCUGCUGGGAAUACAGGAGCCGAUGUCGGAAGAAGUCCUGCUCCAAAAGCCCAAUGCCAACGCUGUCCGCUCCCUCCAGACCGUCAUCCAGAUCCAAAGUCAGUACUGGAAGAGCGUGAAGGCCGGCGCCGGCGCCGUGGGACUGUCCUACCUGGCGGCCCAGAGCCGGGACUGCGAGGAGACGGACGCCGUCAACGCGCUGGCCUCGCUGUCCGUGGGAGUGAUGUCCGGAAAGAGCCUCCCCGACGAGCCGAUGGAGGACGACAGCGAGCCCAUGUAGGAGAACCCCAACCGAUCACCUCACCGCUUUCAGGACGCGCCUCGUGGCCUCGUCCGUCGCCUCGGACCCUCCGGCGCGGGGUCACGUGACCACGGAGGGCGACGCCCCCCGCUGAGCCCUCGCCCGUUCUUCACACACACGGACACGCCAUGCUGAAGCUGCAGCGCCCUCGGACCGCCGCCGGGGAAAACCUUCGGAAACCUCGCAAUGAGCAAUACCAGACAGUGUGUUUAAGUGUGUGUGUGUGUGUGUGUGUGUGUGUGCGUGUGUGCGUGUGUGUGUGAGCACAAACCAGAGUUCACCUCUGACUUGCCUUGAAGCUCCACGUCCCAGCAGCUGCUCUGGUGCCUUAACUUUUUGCCUUAACUUAACGACCAACAUCAGGUUUCAGGGGGGGAGGAGUCACCGUUUUUAUCACUUUUUACUACUUUCCACCGCGUUGCUUCACAUAUCAGUCAGAUUUUGACCAAACAGGAUGCAAAAAAAACCUCAAAACUACUCAGAAUGGGGGGGGGGGCGUGGCCACAGCUGGAAGACACGGACAAGGACAAGGACAAGGACAAGGGCGGGGCGUUGCCUGUUUGAUGAUGUCAUUACACGCAGUUUAACCACUAGACGAAGACGGCAAUGAACUCUGAAGGAAAAGAGAGAAAAUGAAGACAUAGACAACUGUGGUUUUGUGUAAACAAAGAGAGGACAGUCGUCCUUUGUUGUUUUAUUGCACUGUUCAUUCCAUAAUGUGAACCAUGAGAAAUUCCAAAGCUCUGGGAUAAGACGAUUCCUCCUUGUUGUUUAUUUAAUAGUUGUUUUUUUUUUUUGUUUUGGAUGAUUUGAAUGAAGCGGCGUCUCGCUCUGUUUUUCCCGGUCUCCACCCGAGACGAGCGCCGGAGCUGAGAUUCCCGCUGAGAUGAACUUCCUCGGAUGGGAAUCUGAAAAGUGGUUUGAGAUUCUGAGACGGAGACCACUUUUUCUCUGCUGUUUCGGUGUCUUAUUUCUGUCGUUCACACUCGUAUAGAAACAUCCACACACUUGUACAAAGCGACGUUGUACCACUAGUAUUGAAUACUGUACAUAAAUGUUUAUAUUUGAGACUAAAGGAGUGUCUAUUCCACCCCAGCGCCACUGAGGACCAGUGUAUUGUUUGAUGCUAGCAAUACUGUUAAUGCACUUACAGGACAUCACCCAAACACAGCUGCCUUAAAACCACCGGAUCUGGGCGACGGGAUCGUUUCCAAGCAACGCCAGCGCAGGCGUGGACGCUUGGGACGCACAACCAUCACACCUGUGGAUUAACGGGGACUUCACACAUGCAGUCCCUCCUAUACUUGUUUAUGAGUACAAUGACCCGUUAAGGUCUGAAUGUGUUCUUCGUUGUCUUAAAGAAAAAGAGAAAAUUAUUUGGUUUUGUUGGUUGAGGGAUUGUUUUUCACUUCCCUCCAUCUUUUCUCCGAGACCACAUCUUUAUCAGUGAUGCAGAUCAUUUUAUUGUAUUUUAUUUUAUUUCUUUUCUUUGCUGACGUCUCGCUGUAGCGAGUACAGCUAACCUGGCCAGCCAUGCCCUCGCCCUUAAAGGAGCAUGAGGCUCCUUUGAAGAAAUGAGACUCUCUAGCGCCACCUUCACCACGACGGCCGUCGGGGGUACUGCAGCCAACAGCGAAGCCGGCACGGGAGAACGGGGAGAACGUGCAUGUAGCGUCAUGUGACGUCACAUCCGCAGGACAGCGCGGGAAAUUUGGGCCCCGAAUUGCAGCACAUUUUGCAGCACACAGCCUGUUCAAGGCAACGGAGAGAUACACUAGAGGAAUCAUUCUUUUUGGUUUGGAACGCUUCAUCUGACAUUAUUACUAGAAAACUUAAAACGUAUACAAAUUUUUUUCAUAAAUCCUGCCUCAAUCCUGCCUCAUGCUCCUUUAACGGAAACUAUUUCUCGUGAAAUUGGCGCGGCACCCCUCCCGUUCAGAACACCGGUAUCAAACGUACCGAACCUUACCGAACUUUAUGGUGCAAAAACAGUCCCAAAACUCGUAGAAAUGAGUGAUAACUGAUACAGGGGUUGCCAUUCAAAGCGGCUGUGAUGGCGGCCGUUACACGACUCCGCCUCUCUGAUUGGUUGUUUUUCCAUCCACAAAAAGUGGGAAAUGUCCUUUUAUCAGACAGAAUGAUGAUGAUCAUGGCUGUUCGGGCUGAGUACAGGUCCUGCAUCCCAAGAAGUAAAGAUAUCAUAUUGUUUUUCUUGGAUUGGCGGGGAGCUUUUCUGUAUCUUGUAGUCUUUUUUUUGCAUACAGAGCUUGACCAGUUUAGGUUUUUGCCCACGUUACGGUUGCAAUCUAAUUCCUGGUCAGUGAAAACCUAAACACGUCUUAAUUUGCUAAUUCUUUUUGUCGGCCAAGAAAUGUUUAGGUUUUUUUUUUUUUUUUUUUUUUACUAAAAACAGUCUUCUACAGCUGAAUCUUAAAUUCUAAUUUGAAUUAUUAUUCCCUCCUUGUAUGGUUUUAUAUUGGAAACCUUAAACUUUUAGGAUGUUUUUAUUUCCCUACCUAUGAUUUGAUUGAUUUUGAAAACAUGUUUUUCACCUCUUUUCACGCAAAAGAGAGAUUUUGACAGGCUGAAGGAAGAUUUAUCACUUUACCAUUCAGGUAGAAGAUUGUAUGAGCGUUUUUUUUUUUGCAUACAGAGCUUGACCAGUUUAGGUUUUUGCCCACGUUACAGGUGCAAUCUAAUUCCUGGUCAGUGAAAACCUAAAAACGUCUUAAUUGUUUUUGUCGCACAAGAAAUUUUUAGGUUUUUAUUUUUUUUUUUUACUAAAAACUUCUUGCUGCAGUCUUCUACGGCUGAAUCUUAAAUUCUAAUUUGACUUAUUAUUCCCUCCUUGUAUGGUUUUAUAUUGGAAACCUUAAACUUUUAGGAUGUUUUUAUUUCCCUACCUACGAUUUGAUUGAUUUUGAAAACAUGUUUUUCACCUCUUCUUGCAAGAAAGAAGAGAUUUUGACAGGCUGAAGGAAGAUUUAUCACUUUACCAUUCAGGUAGAAGAUUGUAUGAGCGUUAGUUCUCCGUAGACAUGGGCAUUGUCUGCCCAACAGAAGGCCUCAGAGUCCCCCCCCCCCGUGAAGACCCCACUGUUGUCGCAGAAGCCGUUGUUGCUGUUGGGUGCCGAGUGCAGCCGCUACGUCAACCUUGUAGAACUUUGUGCAUAUUUUUAUUUGUGGCGUUGAAAUAACCGCUGUGUCGUCCUGCACGCCCGGCAGGCGCGUGUCGGUGUCUAUGAAGUAAACGUUGUCCCGUCGUGUGUCCGUGACUGACGAUAGCAUGUGCUCCGCUGCACAUGUGCAGUUCUGUCAUGUCAGUUUUGUGCAUGCAUCUGCAAGUGUUGAAAUGUCUAAAUCUGUAAAUGACCUUUUGUAUUACGUUCUCCGUGGCCGUCUCUGUCUCUCGCCCGGAGGCCCCGAUGGCCUCGGCUCUUAAUUCUCCUCAUUACUGAUGUUAUUUGUACCUUCUUAAAGAAAGACACUGUAAAUAGAAACUUCAAGACCAAAAUACACAUCACACGUGUGCCUUGACGCAUUCAGUAGCAGGUGUAUUGGUAAUCCUCGAUUAACUGGACUUGCAGUAACUUUAUUUCUGACAUUCAAGACUUUGUUUCACUUUAUUCUUCCUUUCUUGUAUUUUUCUUUCAAUUUCCUACCAUGUGUAUGUAUAGAAAGAUUGUCUAUUUUAUACUUUUUGUCUUCUUGAUUAAAAAUAUUUCCACUAUGA